AUGUUCAACUGCACUGUGAAUGCCCUAUUAAAUAAUUUGCCAGAAAUAGCGGAAGCCUUAGAAGAAAUUAAGCAAACUUCUCGUGCUCCAGAAGCCAAGUUCGAGGCUGGUCAUCUCUUAACUGCUAUAAAGGAUUUUAAAUUUAUCCUUAAUUUAACUAUUUGGGCGAAUAUUCUCCGCGAAAUUAAUAGAAUGAAUAUAGAAAUUCGGAAAGAAGAUCCUUGCCCGUUCCGACGCCUUAAUGGAUGGUGUGCUCAAAACUUUACAAAAAAUGAGACAAAAUCCAAUGGAGUGUUGGAUAAAAGAAGCUGGCGAAGUAGCUGA
Molecule: messenger RNA, 324 nt
Organism: Danaus chrysippus (African queen)
Lineage: Eukaryota; Metazoa; Arthropoda; Insecta; Lepidoptera; Nymphalidae
Source: the annotation of a GenBank genome assembly